Contarinia nasturtii (swede midge) is the source of this 2070-nucleotide messenger RNA. RefSeq lists its product as uncharacterized. Lineage: Eukaryota; Metazoa; Arthropoda; Insecta; Diptera; Cecidomyiidae. The transcript has 5 exons. The coding region runs from base 347 to 1783 and encodes 478 amino acids. The record is from RefSeq and is a predicted model, not a curated record.
CAUUGACUAAAACAGUACAGUAGAGUGCACGGAAACUAGUAUUUUGUAAUCAGCUCGUAGUUUUUAUAUUUGUUUUCAAAAUAAAUAAUAUUAUUGUAUGUAGAACCUUGAUAAAAUCAAUCAAACGUAUUGAAGAGAAUUUAUUGUUGUAUUUAAUUUGUCAAAGAUUGGUCGGAAUUUGAAAAUUAACAAUUGGCAGUAGGAUACUUCGCGCACGCAUCGGUUGUAUACGGAAUUCCAUUGAACUUUUGUUGUUCGUUUAACCAAAGAGCAGUUGGUUUUUUGGUGAUUUAGACUUCGACUUGUUUUUUAUUUUUUUAUUUUUGAUAAAUUGUACAGCAUAUAAAUGAAUAAAAUGAAAAUUGACUUUGAAAUUCCUAUUGACAUUAAAAAUGAUUUGAUCUAUUGUCAACGAGCUUUGGCCAACCAUAUUCUAAUUCAUCAGAAACUGGUAUCAAUGAUGAAAACUGCGGAUGUUCGAUUGGGAGCAUCGUUAAAAUCAUUACAAAAAGAUAUUUUGGACAUUGGAGAUGAACAGAGACUGUUAUUUAAUCGUUUGCGAUUUUUUAUCGACUAUCAUCAAAUCACGAAAGGUGCCAGCAUAGCUGAACGUGAAAAAUUGACAAAUCAAGUACGUGAAGAUUUGGCAAAUCAUAGCCGUGCGAAUCCGGGUGACAUACGGCCGAUGAAUGUACAAAUUCGACCAAACGAAGAUGCUCUCUAUGGCAAAUACUUUCAAUCGACAACAUCUCCGGAGGAUGGCUAUUCAAGUGGAAAUUCGGCAUCAAAUGAUGUUAAAAUCGAACCGAUUUCCAGUAGUUCAGAUGACGAGAAAAUUGAAAUCCUUGCGUUAUCCAACGAUGUUCGCGUUGAUCAAAAAGUUUAUUCGGGCCCAAAGCAAAAGGCAACCAAAGCACCAGCGGCAGGUCAAACUUUACUCAAACCAAUACAUCAGCGUCUGAUUGCGGAGGCUGAUGCAGAGAAUCCAAUUUGUGUGGUGAGACCUGAAGUUGGAUUAAAAAAAACAGUGCCACCACAAGACCAACCGCUUAGCAUAAGUCUUGGCCGCCUCCGAUUGGCACAAGCACUGUCCGCACAAUUGAACACAGCACAACCAGCACAAAAAAUUGAAUCACCCAAAACGGUUUCACCACAGACAACACCGAAAGAAAACUGUAAUACACGAUUGUCAUCGUUGUCAUCGUCACGUUCAUCAAAUGGAUCUUCAGUCGAAAUAGAACCGAUGAAAGACGAAGAAGAUGCACAGGAACUUAGCCAAGAGGGAUUUUUACGACUAUUUGGUUUGUAUACACCCGCCUAUACACAAUAUUUGAUGAAUCGUAGACCAUCGCGAAAAACACGACAGUGUAAAAGCACCGAACGUGGUGAUUAUUUAUACGGCAAAUACGAACUAUUUGAAAAACAGUUUGCCAACAAACGGCAGAGGCAAUUUUUAUAUUCACCGCCCGCAACAAGAGCCAAACGCCGUGUUGGCAGCAAUGGAACAACGAAAAAUACAGCAAAAGAACCGUGCUGCAUACCAAAACGGAACAGAGGCAUCAAAUCGAAUGCAUCGUCGAGUUCAUCGAUUUCAUCGAAUGGAUCCAACAACAGUUCGGAGAAAGUUUGCUUGACUUGUUACAAGCGAAAUAAUCUCCUUCAAUGCCAAAAAUGUUGCGGCCAGUAUCAUGCAGCCUGCCAUAAUAUGAACACAGAAAUUGUAAUACGUCGCACAUUUUGCCCGUUUUGUGUACGACAGAAAGGACGUCACAAAAACUUUUAAUGGACAUCUACUUACAUUUACACGCUUAUUUACACUUUAUUUUCUAUUGACAUGCAAAUUAAAGAACAAACACUUGUUAUUCCCUUCAAAUGGCCAUCUUUUGUGGCUCUGGACAAUUUACAUUAAAUCCUUGUCGGAAAUGCCUUCAAAUAGUCAUAAAAGUCAGAGAGAACGAUCGAUAAAAAUAAAUAAAAGCAAAUGGUUAAUGAAUUAUUUGCCGGAUCUUCAGCACUAAGUAUAUUCUAUCUAGUUUUAUGGAAUCAAAGCAGUUAUAAGGAUGAAUUUUG